Molecule: messenger RNA, 3333 nt
Organism: Sorex fumeus (smoky shrew)
Lineage: Eukaryota; Metazoa; Chordata; Mammalia; Eulipotyphla; Soricidae
Gene: GATAD2A
Product: GATA zinc finger domain containing 2A
Exons: 13
Coding region: 336-2219 (627 amino acids)
Biological process (GO): negative regulation of transcription by RNA polymerase II
Cellular component (GO): NuRD complex
Molecular function (GO): sequence-specific DNA binding
Source: RefSeq, a predicted model, not a curated record
CGCGGGCCGGGCGCGCUGACCUGGUGCGCAUGUCCCGGGCGGUGACGCCGGCGCCGGGCUCCAUGUGUGCGGCCGAGGGGCGCAUUAUCUGGCCGGCGGCGCGGGCGGGCGGACCGGCGGAGCGAGCGGCGCGGGCCCGGGCGGCCCCAGCGGCGGAGCGAGCGCGCGCGGCCCCGCGCCCCUCGACCCCUGGCCGCCCAGUUCCUUUACGACCCCGCACGACCCCGGCCCAGCGCUCUAGGGCCGGGCCAGCGCGGCCCGGUUGGCCAGCACGUGGCCACAAGUUGCCUUUUGACAUAGCUGCAGCCAUGGCCGGCUGGUAGGACCAGCGCCCCAUGCCCAGAAGCCAGUUCAGAAUGACCGAAGAGGCAUGCUGCACCCGGAGUCAGAAACGGCCUAUGGACUGGGGCCCAGCGGAGGACGACGCGGAGAGCAAGAGAGUGAAAAUGGAGAGAAGCUUGCCGCCUGCCGUGGACGGAAGUGCCGAGGGCAGUGUGCGGGGGACACCUGAGCCCGGGGCAGGCCCGACCCCUGCGCUGCCCACAGUAGAGAGGCAAGGUGAAGGGCAGGCAGAUGAGCCCGUGGAUAUGCGCACUUCCAGCAGUGAUGGGCGGCCCGAGAGGAGGGCCCCCUCGCCCGAUGUGAUCGUGCUUUCAGACAGUGAGCAGCCCACCAGCCCGCGGGUGAAUGGGCUGCCCAAGGAGACUGUGGACACCAGCACCGAGGCACUGAUGAAGAGCAGCCCUGAGGAGAGAGAGCAGAUGAUCAAGCAGCUAAAGGAGGAGCUGAGAAUAGAAGAAGCCAAACUCGUCUUGCUGAAAAAGUUGCGGCAGAGUCAGAUACAGAAGGAGACGCCCACGCAGAAGCCCACAGGCUCCUCAGGGAGCACCGUGACUACCCCUCCCCCGCUUGUACGGGGCACCCAGAACAUUCCUGCCAGCAAGCCAUCGCUUCAGACCUCCACCGCCCGUCUGCCCGGCAGUGUCAUCCCACCGCCCCUGGUCCGUGGCGGGCAGCAGGUGGCCUCAAAGCUGGGGGCGCAGGCCAGCUCCCAGGUGGUCAUGCCGCCACUCGUCAGGGGGGCCCAGCAGAUCCACAACAUCCGCCAGCAUUCAGGUACGGGGCCACCUCCGCUGCUGCUGGCGCCCCGAGCGGCUGUGCCCAGCGUGCAGAUUCAGGGACAGAGAAUCAUCCAGCAGGGCCUCAUCCGGGUUGCCAGUGUCCCCAGCACCAGUCUGCUGGUCAACAUCCCCCAGUCCUCCCCAGCGUCGCUCAAAGGGACAACGUCCUCCUCUGCCCAGGCCAACUCCACCCCCAGCAGCGUGAGCUCGUCCACUGAGUCUCCUGCCAGCCGUCAGGCAGCUGCCAAGCUGGCGCUACGCAAACAGCUGGAGAAGACGCUGCUGGAAAUCCCCCCACCCAAGCCCCCCGCCCCAGAGAUGAACUUCCUGCCCAGCGCCGCCAACAACGAGUUCAUCUAUCUGGUGGGCCUGGAGGAGGUGGUGCAGAACCUGCUGGAGACACAAGCGGGCAGGGUGCCGGCUGCCGUGGUGCUGUCCCGGGAACCCUACAUGUGUGCCCAGUGCAAGACGGACUUCACGUGCCGCUGGCGUGAGGAGAAAGGCGGCGCCAUCAUGUGUGAGAGCUGCAUGGCGUCCAACCAGAAGAAGGCGCUCAAGGUGGAGCACACCAGCCGCCUGAAGGCCGCCUUCGUGAAGGCACUGCAGCAGGAGCAGGAGAUUGAGCAGCGCCUCCUGCAGCAGGGCGCCCCCGUGCAGCCCAAGGCCGAGCCCACUGCCCCGCACCCCUCGCUGAAGCAGGUCAUAAAACCCCGGCGGAAGUUGGCGUUCCGCUCAGGAGAGGCCCGCGACUGGAGUAACGGGGCUGUGCUACAGGCCUCCAGCCAGCUGUCCCGGGGCUCAGCUGCAGCUCCCCGAGCCGUCCUGCACACCUUCAGCCAGUCCCCCAAACUCCAGAGCGCCGCCUCGGCCACCGCCCUGGUCAGCAGGACCGGCAGACAUUCCGACAGGGCCGUGAGCACUGGCAAGGGCGGCGCUGCCGCCUGGAAGAAGGCGCCACUGAGCACAGGCGGGGCCCUGGCCUUCGUGAGCCCCAGUUUGGCGGUGCACAAGAGCACCUCAGCCGUGGACCGCCAGCGGGAGUACCUCCUGGACAUGAUCCCGCCCCGCUCCAUCCCCCAGUCGGCCACGUGGAAGUAGCGUGAGCCGGCACUGACCACUGGCUCCCUCCACCGCCGCCUAGUCCUGUCACCUCGCUCGGAAGACCCUGCGCUCCGGGACAGGGGAGCGAGCGCUCCUUCGGCUUCUGGCCAGGUCGCUUCCUGGGGGCACGUGGACCGUCCCUGGGGACUCCCCAUGGGCUUUCUUCCUUUCUUUGCCUUUAGUUUGCCCAACACCAGCAGAAACGCGGACCUCGGGGGCUGCUUCUGCUCCAGCCUCCCCCCACCCACCCCCGGACACUGUGACCCGCUCAGGCGAGGCUGGCGCCCUGGGCCCUCCCGUCGAGCAGAAUUUUUGUUUUGUUUUGCUUCCUUGUCUCAGCCCCCGCCCUGGACUGUCGUCUUUAUGACAGUCUCUCGGGGGAAAGAUUUUUUUUUAAUCACCUCAUGAUGAUGGAGUUGAAAGUAAAUCUUGCGGAACCAGGGGUCCCUGCCGCGCCCGGCGCCCCUCCUCAGCAGAAGAGCCAGCAGAGAACCCGGAGUGCUGGAAGCAGCCCGCCAGUGCCGCGAGAGGAGGCGCGAGCCGCGACUGGUGUGUCCGUGGGCCUGAGCAGGAAGUUGGAGCGGGGAGGGCUGUUGUUUUCAUUGUUGUGGUCUAUUUCAUUAAAUUUUUUUCUUUUCUUUUCCUACUUGGAUGGGCAGCAUCCUUGGCCUCCCUGACCUUGUGACUCAUGGUGUGUCCAGGUUGGGCGGUAGCUGAACUUCAAGGGUUCAGUUGGGGUCUAGUUUAGAACCUUUCCGUAGAGCUGAGCCGGGCUUCGCCUUCAGCCUGUUCCUUUCUUCCUUUUUUUAAACCCUCUGUAGAGUCUGCAGAAACGUUUCACCAAGGAUCAGGUCUCCGCGCGUGGUUUUUGCUUUCUCCCACUCCCUAAAAAUCGCCUCCGUGAGGAAAGGCAGAAGCUGCGAGCGUGUGGGUGCGUGGGGUCGGCAAGAUGGCCGGUACACGCCGGCUCCUGGCCCCCCGCUUGCACCCCAGCCCUGGUUUUCCUGCUCGUGCAGUUAGGGGCUAAUUUAAAAUCCUCGUUUGGCAGAGCAGCCGUCCCCUACCCCCUCCACAGCUUCCACAUUCUAAUAAAGGCUCAUUUAACCCCUCA